AUGGCAGAUUCUUACCAUCAUCCUACUUCAAGUCGUGACAUCGACAGAAGGAGCUAUUCAAUAAAAAGGGAAGAGGAGCAUCGGUCGGUAGAUGUGGUCUCUCAUCUUGCGGACCCGUUCGGGGAUGAAGAAUUUGCCGAAAUCAAGUAUCGCACGUUACAAUGGUGGCAAUGCGGCAUGAUAAUGAUCGCGGAAACCGUCUCUCUCGGUAUUCUGUCUCUUCCAUCGGCCGUGGCAGUGCUAGGCCUUGUCCCUGCGAUCAUUCUUAUUGUCGGACUCGGUAUAGUCGCAACCUAUACUGGAUAUGUUAUCGGCCAAUUCAAACUUCGAUACCCACAAGUUCAUAGUAUGGGGGACGCUGGGGAGGUGAUGUUUCAUCCUAUGGGCUGGGCUCGCUUUGGUAGAGAGUUCUUGGGAACGGCUCAGCUGCUUUUUCUCAUCUUCGUCAUGGGCAGUCAUAUUUUGACCUUUAGUGUCAUGAUGGAUACAAUCACAGAUCAUGGCACCUGCUCCAUUGUAUUUGGGAUCGUUGGCUUGAUAGUCUCGUUCGUCUGUGCCUUGCCUCGAACUCUUCGCAAGGUCUCCUGGCUCUCGUUUGUUUCUUUCGCAAGUAUCCUUGCCGCACUCCUAAUUACCAUGAUCGCCAUUGCUAUCCAGCGCCCGGGUAACGGCCAGAUCGACGCGACUACAACAGUCAGUCUUUCAAAGGGGUUCCUAGCCGUGACAAAUAUUGUAUUUGCUUAUGCUGGCCAUGUAGCUUUCUUCGGGUUCAUUUCAGAGAUGGAGACUCCCACGGACUAUCCCAAGACACUAUACAUGCUCCAGAUAACCGAUACGAGUAUGUAUGUCAUAGCUGCGGUUGUUAUAUACACCUACGGUGGAAGGGAUGUGGAUUCACCCGCCCUGAGUUCGACAAAGCCUAUAACAGCAAAACUUGCAUAUGGAAUUGCCAUUCCUACGGUGCGAGAUUUCUGGGACAGAUUUCUACUUGGGACGGUUGCUAACUUGAUAUUGCAGAUCGUCAUAGCCGGCGUUAUCAACGGGCAUGUCGCAGCAAAAUAUAUUUACGUCCGCCUGUUCCGGGGCACUGAUCACAUGAAGAAGCGCACAUUCUUCUCGAUCGGCUCCUGGGUUGUGAUUACUCUGGUAUUAUGGGUGAUAGCAUGGAUUAUUUCCGAGGCAAUCCCUGUGUUCAACACUUUGCUGAGUCUGAUUACUUCCCUUUUUGCGAGCUGGUUUACCUAUGGCUUAAGUGGUAUAUUCUGGUUGUUCCUGAACCGAGGCCAGUAUGGGGCUUCUUGGAAAAAGAUGGUUCUAACUGCUGUCAACCUGGUCAUUGUCGCGAUUGGCGCUUGCUUGUGUGGCAUGGGCCUCUGGGUGUCUGGUAAGGCAAUUCACGAUGAUUCAAGUGGUGCCAGCUUUUCGUGUGCUGCUAGAAGUGGAUGA
Penicillium egyptiacum is the source of this 1446-nucleotide messenger RNA. NCBI's taxonomy places the organism in Eukaryota, Fungi, Ascomycota, Eurotiomycetes, Eurotiales, Aspergillaceae. The record is from the annotation of a GenBank genome assembly.